Molecule: messenger RNA, 693 nt
Organism: Scaptodrosophila lebanonensis
Lineage: Eukaryota; Metazoa; Arthropoda; Insecta; Diptera; Drosophilidae
Exons: 2
Coding region: 1-630 (209 amino acids)
Source: RefSeq, a predicted model, not a curated record
AUGAAAUCAUUACUUUUGCUCGUAUAUAUUUUAACGUUCAAUAAUGUAACUUCCGACAAUGUCACAGAAUCAAGGGACGAUUCGCCCAGCUAUGGAGUCCUAACACAGUCUCUAAAUACAAGUGAUCCGGGAGAAUAUGAAAACUACGAUGAGUCACUAGAGCCGAAACUAGAGCUCAAAUUAAGACGGGCAGCAAAGACCACAAGAAAGCAAAAACAUAAACCCAAAAUCCAUACUGCAUACAUUCGAUUUGAGGUUCCAAAGGUGGUGGAACCGUGGAAUGAGGACGGUGAAAGUGCGACUGACAUUGUCAAGCCGCGAGGUCCUACAUCAAAUAUAAAAUGGGGUUAUUCGGUGGAUCCAAAGAGACCACUAAAUAAGGAAUGCCAACAAUCCACGCGGUAUUUUCCCGAUCACCCGUGGGUUUUGAUAAAGCAGAGAAAUGAGUUAAUUAAAAAACCACGUCCAUACCUGAAAGACCUGCGCACUUCGAUGUAUAAGAAACAGGAUCCGGAUGAGUGCCAUACGCCCCAAAUGACAAAUGUGCGAGAAUUUCUCGAGUGUCAAAUCAUACGCCAUAUGCGCAUAGCUAUGAUUAUACCGAAAUAUCCCGCAGUUCCUGCAAAAUAACGAAUCUAUAUAAUAUAAAAUACAAUAUUUUCGAUUUGGCGGGCCUUUAUUCUAAAUGCAAGU